AUGAGUGACAGCGAUGACGAUUUGUUAGCGCUUGCUGGAAUCGGUUCGGAGGGAGACGAGAGCGACUACGAGCCGGAAAUCCAGACCACGAAGCGUGCGGGCGGCCUCAAGCGCAAAAUCGACGAGUCGGAGGGCGAGCAGGACAACGACGACGACGAGUAUGGCGAGCAGGACCCGUACCCGCUUGAAGGCAAGUAUAAAGACGAUGCCGACAAGGCGGAGUUGCUGGCGAUGGACGAGGUGACGAGGGAACAGAUCAUCUACGACCGUGAGCAGGAGCGCGAAAAGUACAGGGAAAGACGGUUCCUAGCCCUGAGGGCGCGGCAGAGCAAGGCGGAGAGCAGUGCUAUCAAGGCAUCGCGGACAACGGGCAAGUCUUUGCGGACGAGCAAGCUGUCUGAGCUGAAAAAACAGAGAGAAAGGAAGAACAGAAAGGAAAGCAGGGCAUACGACUCUGACGAGGAUGAUGUGGACGCUAACGAGCUGGCAGACGAGCAGGAGGGCUCUGAGGACGAGGAAAUGUACGAGGAGGAUUACGACAUCGACGACACAGACACGCGUCGCAAAAAGCACACCACCAGCGAUUAUGACGACAAGUACUACCAGGACGCGACGUUGAAGGACCUGAACGCCAAGGUGCGUGCUAGUCGGACGAUAUUGUCGCGGUUCAUGUUCCGGGACGAGUUUGACGAGGUUAUCCGCAACACAUACGUGCGUGUGAACAUUGGGGUGUCUCGGGAGACGGGACAGCCGCAGUACAGGAUUGCGCGAGUCGAGGAGGUGAAACGCGGUGGAAAACCGUACCGGCUGCUGAACAAGCCGUGCGAUGUGUACUUGCUGGUGUCUCAGGGCGAGUCGAAGAAGCUGAUUGAUAUGGCGUGCAUCUCGGACUCUCCAUUUAGCCCGUCUGAGUUUGAGGCGUACCGGAGACGGCUGGAGGAGUCUGGACUGGAGCUGCCGUCUGUGGGCCAGGUGGACGCAAAAUUCCGCGAGCUACGGGACAUGUCGACGAGAAAAUUGACGGACGAGGACAUCAACAAGAUGGUGGCCAGAAAGGAGGCCAUCUCUGUGGCGGCGAUGGACUCGGGCAAUAGAGUUAAACGGCUGGCCCGGCUGCGGGAGGAGCUGCAGGUGGCUGUGGAGCAACAGGACGAGGCUCGUGUCGAGACGUUGACGAAGCAGAUCGACGAGCUGGGCAAGUACGUGCAUGCGGGACACAACGAGUUGAGCAGAAUGGACCAGAUCAACCUGCGCAACAAGAAGAGCAACGAGACGGCCAUUCGCCGGGCCGAGAAGCUGAACGUGGAGCACCGCCAGAAACAGAUUUUGAACAACAACUUCAACGACCCGUUCUCGCGGCUGCGCACCAACCCAAAGAUCUUCUACUCAUCUGCACAGUCUGCGCAGAAGGAGAUGGCCGGCGAGGAGCAGCCGGUGCCGGAGCACACGGAGCACCGCGAAGAGUCGCCGCUCAAGUGCCAGUUCAUCAGGGACGGCGUCGAUGCGGUUAUUGGGACGAUCGACUUCGACGUCCAGCUGCAGAUAUAG
Messenger RNA from Ogataea parapolymorpha DL-1, 1548 nucleotides. Its product is annotated as RNA polymerase-associated protein RTF1. Lineage: Eukaryota; Fungi; Ascomycota; Pichiomycetes; Pichiales; Pichiaceae. Gene Ontology annotation, cellular component: Cdc73/Paf1 complex. The record is from RefSeq and is a predicted model, not a curated record. Gene Ontology annotation, molecular function: DNA binding; RNA polymerase II C-terminal domain phosphoserine binding. The transcript has a single exon. Bases 1 to 1548 code for a protein of 515 amino acids.